AGCAUUUUGUCCAAAACGACACGGCUGGUGUUCUGAGAGGUUUUCUCGAAACGGGCGUGAGACUGGGUUGCCUGAGCACUGCUUCUUGAAGUUCAAGUUCAAGUUCUAGGACUAGAACGUUCAACCUCGAAAAGUGGAGCAUUGCAAUCUCUGCAGCGUUGCAGGCCAGGGCAGCCUGCUCUGUUUUCAAGAAUCUAGGUCCUACAAGACGUUCUCUGGCGCACAGACCCCUUCAAUCACCUCUGCCGUCGGAUGCUCUUUUCUACAUUUCGUGAGGCCUGUCGAACUGACAAGCAGAAAGCCUGUUAAUGCAACUAGGUGCGGCUAGCGCAGGGACGCAGGCCUCAGACGUUACGAAUAAAGGCCCCCUUCACGUGGCAGCAUUCUCUUGGCCGUACUUGGAUUCCAAAUGAGGGAAUCCCUUUGUGGGGUUCGUUGCUGAGCACUGCGAGGAGCCGCGAAAAAGUCCAAACAUACUGCCAGGAUGAUUCUUGCGAAGGAAACGGACCAGGGCAUGGAUGAGGCUGACAACGACAAGUUCGUCUUCCCAAUGCUGAUCGGAAGGAAGCAGCGGCGGCCGCCUGACGACCCCUUCUUCAGGACUGGAGACGAGGAACGGGAGCUCUUGGCAAAGCAGGCUGCACUCGAGCUGAGCCCCGAGGAAGCCACACAGCUUGUGGUCGACGACAAGCCCCCGGGAGGCCACGGCUGGACGUGCCCCUUCUCUAGUUGUUCCGUCCACCUCGACGGGCCCGCCGCUUACGACCAGCACUACUCCGCUGCGCACGUCAACUCGUGCCGUGUGUGCGGCAGGGCCUUCCCGACCGUCCGAUUGCUCAGCAUCCACGUGUCGGAAUCUCACGACGCCUUCUUCCAGGCGAAAGCAGCGCGGGGCUUUCCGGUGUACGAGUGUCUCGUCGAGGGGUGCGGGGGCAAGUUUCAGAAUGCGGCGGCGCGGCAGCAGCACCUGAGGGACCGGCACCACUUUGCGGCGUCGUUUGUGUUUGGCAAGGGAAACCGGAAGCAGUGGCCGGUUGAGCAACCCGGGAAGCGAACGGAUAGGAACCGAGGAGAAGAAACGAGGACGGGAGGAGGUAAUAGUAAGGGACGAAAGAACGGGGGUGUGGUUACGGAAAGGAACGACAAGCCGGUUUCGAAUGGACACAUAGAUGUUUCGGAAAAGGCAGAAGGUAUCGCGACGUGCGAGGCCCCAUCUGAAGCAGGCCCGGGGGAUGUCUCGAGCAUGGACGUGGAAGAUCUGAGCAAAGGGUUUUCAAGGCUUAGCACGACCGGUGAGGGAGUCGAAAUACCUCGGAACAUCACGUUUGGCCGGCAUCGAGGACGACUUUUUGAUGAGAGCUUGUUGAGCCGGAAGCAGAUUGAUAAGAGUCAACGAUUGACAAGAACGCUUCAUACCUGAGCCAGGGCUUUGCCUAUGCGCACUGUCCAUGUUUUGAUUACCUCUGGAUCAAGGAGGAUCAAUGAGGAAGGUACCUUACGAAAUCUGAAAGGAUGGAUCAUGUGCAUCUAUGAAUGGAU
Messenger RNA from Klebsormidium nitens, 1539 nucleotides. The record is from the annotation of a GenBank genome assembly. NCBI's taxonomy places the organism in Eukaryota, Viridiplantae, Streptophyta, Klebsormidiophyceae, Klebsormidiales, Klebsormidiaceae.